Messenger RNA from Rosa chinensis, 1644 nucleotides. Its product is annotated as 3-oxo-Delta(4,5)-steroid 5-beta-reductase. The coding region runs from base 191 to 1363 and encodes 390 amino acids. The record is from RefSeq and is a predicted model, not a curated record. NCBI's taxonomy places the organism in Eukaryota, Viridiplantae, Streptophyta, Magnoliopsida, Rosales, Rosaceae. The transcript is spliced from 2 exons.
GUUGCAAAUCGAAGCGGAAGGGAGAGCGAACAGCCUUAUUCAACAAAGUUUGGGGGCACAAGUCACGACUGACAGUUGGAUUCAGAUUUUAUCUGCCCUCAUCUCAUCUACCGGCCUUUCUCAUCCCCUCACUCUCUCCACUCCUUAUCUUCCUCCUUUGCUCUCCUCCUCCGACGAUUUCCCAGAAACCAUGAGCUGGUGGUGGGCCGGAGCCGUUGGCGCUGCCAAGAGAAAAUUAGUAGAAGAUGAAGGGCCGCGAACCCCGCAGAGCGUGGGGUUAGUGAUCGGCGUGACGGGAAUAGUCGGCAACAGCCUCGCCGAGAUCCUCCCUCUCUCCGACACCCCCGGCGGUCCAUGGAAGGUCUACGGCGUCGCCCGCCGUCCCCGGCCCAACUGGAACGCCGAUCACCCCGUCGAGUACAUCCAGUGCGACGUCUCCGACACCGAGGACGCCAAGGCCAAGCUCACGCCGUUGAGGGACGUCACUCACCUCUUCUACGUCACCUGGUCCAGCCGAUCCACCGAGGCCGAGAAUUGCGAGGCCAACGCCGUGAUGCUGCGCAACGUCUUGAGCUCCGUGAUCCCAAACGCGCCGAAUCUGAAGCACAUAUGCCUCCAGACCGGCGGCAAACACUACAUCGGGCCGUUCGAGUCGUGGGGGAAGAUCGAGCCGCACGACACGCCGUUCACAGAGGAUCUGCCCCGGUUGAGCUACCAGAAUUUCUACUACACACUCGAAGAUAUAUUGUUCGAAGAGGUGGAGAAGAAAGAGGAGCUGACUUGGUCGGUGCACCGACCCGACACCAUUUUCGGGUUUUCGCCUUAUAGCUUGAUGAACAUUGUAGGCACCCUCUGUGUGUAUGCUGCUAUAUGCAAACAUGAGGGUUUGCCACUGAGAUUUCCGGGAACCAAAGAGGCGUGGAAUUGCUUGUCGGCAGCUUCGGAUGCGGAUUUGAUAGCGGAGCAGCAGAUAUGGGCUGCAGUGGAUCCUUAUGCUCGAAACGAAGCCUUCAAUAUCAACAAUGCGGAUGUGUUCAGGUGGAAGCAUUUCUGGAAGGUGUUGGCUGAGAAUUUCGGGAUAGAGGAAUUCGGGUUUGAGGAGAAGGGGGAGAGGUUAAGCUUGGAGAAGUUGAUGGAGGGGAAGAAUGGAGUGUGGGAGGAGAUAGUGAAGGAGAAUCAGCUGCUGCCGACGAAGCUGGAGGAGGUUGGAGUGUGGUGGUUUGUGGAUACUGUGUUUAGUGGGGAAAAUAAGUUUGGUUGUAUGAACAAGAGUAAAGAGCAUGGGUUUGUGGGGUUUAGGAACUCCAGGAAUUCCUUUGUUACUUGGAUUGAUAAAAUGAAAGCUUACAAGCUUGUGCCUUGAUGAUGAUGGUGGUGGUGGUGGUGGUUUUGGAAUUGAAGAUUUGCUUGUUCUGGAAGCUUACAAGUGUGUGCCUAUUGCUGUUACCAAUUUAAAAUAGAUUGCCAUUGAAGAAGUUUAUUGUGGUUUUGUACUUUUGUUAUUCUGGUUCUACAUGAAUUCAAUAAUUAAAGAUCAGAGCCAUAGAAUUGGUUUUUAGCUACAUGAAUACAAAUUUAAGGUAUGUAUAUUGUAUGCGACUUUCUUGUAGUGAUUGGAUAUAUGCUUAGAAAUGAAAUAAGAAA